This is a messenger RNA of Elgaria multicarinata webbii, 1454 nucleotides long. RefSeq names its product nitric oxide synthase interacting protein (gene NOSIP). The coding region runs from base 250 to 1125 and encodes 291 amino acids. The transcript is spliced from 9 exons. The record is from RefSeq and is a predicted model, not a curated record. Lineage: Eukaryota; Metazoa; Chordata; Lepidosauria; Squamata; Anguidae. Gene Ontology annotation, molecular function: ubiquitin protein ligase activity. Gene Ontology annotation, cellular component: nucleus.
GCUUCCGGUUCUGUUGGAAAAGCUGAAGUCUGGCGGAGGAAAACAUCGUCUGUUUUACCGCGUUUUUUAAUAUAAGUGUGGGGAGAGGUCGUCGUCGUUUUUUGUUGUUUGAGGCCAAGAGCUGCUGGCAGGGUUGCCAACUUUUGAAGUGGCUUUUGUAGCUGUGCUGUUCACGGCCAUUUGAUCUGCAGCCAUAGUCAGGAAGGAAAGAGUUGCUGGCUUCUUCCAGGAUCAUCCACCUAAAUCUACAUGACGCGUCAUGGCAAGAACUGCACAGCGGGAGCUGUCUACACCUACCAUGAAAAGAAAAAAGACACCGCUGCCUCUGGAUACGGGACCCAGAAUGUCCGCCUGAGCAAAGAUGCCGUCAAGGACUUUGACUGCUGCUGCCUCUCCCUGCAGCCCUGCAAGGACCCUGUUGUGACCCCUGAUGGAUACCUGUAUGAGAAAGAAGCCAUCCUAGAGUACAUCCUGCACCAGAAAAGGGAGAUUGCCCGGCAAAUGAAGGCCUAUGAAAAGCAGAAGAAUGAGAAGAAGACAGAGAUGGCAGAGCUGAGCAAGGCUGCCAAGGAGUCCAAGGUGAAGAGUUUCCUAGACAAAGAGCUGAGCAUUGUGAGCAAACCCCUCAACCCCUUUGAUCGCAAGGCAGAGGACUCACAGCCUGGGCCCAGCAAUGAAGAGAAAGCGAAACAGCUGCCCAGCUUUUGGAUCCCAUCGCUGACCCCUGAAGCCAAGACCAAAGUCAUUCAGAAGCCAGACAAGUGCGUCUACUGUCCCAUGAGUAGGAGACCCCUGAAGCUGAAGGACCUGAUCCCAGUGCACUUCACCCCCGUGGAUGUCAGUGUGGAUCGUGUAGGCCUGAUCAACCGGCAGGACCGUUACGUCUGUGCCGUCACGCGAGACAUGCUUGGCAACUCUGUCCCUUGUGCCGUGCUGCGUCCUUCGGGCUCUGUGGUGACUCUGGAGUGUGUGGAGAAACUCAUCAAGAAGGACAUGGUUGAUCCAGUGAAUGGGGAGAAGCUGACAGACAAGGAUAUCAUUGUUCUCCAGCGGGGUGGCACAGGAUUUGCAGGGUCAGGCGUGGAGCUGGAGGCCAAGAAGUCCCGCCCUGUUAUGCAAGCGUAACACGUUCAGACGACUGUCCGGGCAGAGAAGAGGAACAGCCGCUUUGCCACUCUGGGUUGGCUACAAGGCGCAAUCCUAAAACAGCACAUACUGCAUAUGGAUUGAGAGAGGCGGCGAAAGGCUUCUGUAACUUUGUAAAUAAAAGCGGUUGUGGGGUUUUUUUUGCUUAAUCGGUGUGGAAGCGCAAAUGUUUGGUUUUCCGUUGGGAAGUGGUUCAUUAAUAGCUUCUGUUCAGGAGAGUUCCCUUGACUACACUUCGCCAUUCUCCUGUAUCAGGGGGUUUGAACCUCUUUCAGAAGCUCUGAGGCUGCAUUCCACUGGGUGGGUGG